Molecule: messenger RNA, 714 nt
Organism: Diceros bicornis minor
Lineage: Eukaryota; Metazoa; Chordata; Mammalia; Perissodactyla; Rhinocerotidae
Gene: NCBP2L
Product: nuclear cap binding protein subunit 2 like
Exons: 2
Coding region: 1-573 (190 amino acids)
Biological process (GO): mRNA cis splicing, via spliceosome
Cellular component (GO): nuclear cap binding complex
Molecular function (GO): RNA cap binding
Source: RefSeq, a predicted model, not a curated record
AUGGUCUUCGGGCUUGGACAUUUCCGUUUUGGUGUCACUGCUGCCAAGCUGGAUCGCGACCUGCUGCCGUCACGGCACCCGCUGGGCACCCUGUCCAAUGACCUGAGAAUUCUGUGCGGCAACUCCUCCCAGGAGCUGAGCGAGUACCAGGACCAGCAGUUUGGUGGCGGCAACGAAGAGCAUGAAAGAUUACUGAAGGAAAGCUCUACACUGUAUGUGGGGAAUCUUUCCUUUUAUACAACUGAAGAGCACAUAUUUGAGCUCUUUAGUAGAUGCGGUGAUGUCAAGAAUAUAUUUAUGGGCCUGGAUAAAACAAAGAAUGCGGCAUGUAAUUUCUGUUUUGUAGAAUACCAUAACAGAGCUGAUGCCGAAAAUGCCCUGUGGUUCCUAAAUGGGACCCGCCUCGAUGACCGUACCAUCCGCGUAGAUUGGGAUCUAGGCUUUAGAGUGGGCAGACGAUAUGGCCGCCGAUCUCGAGGCCAGGUACAAGAUGAGUUUCGUGACGACGUUGAUGCUGGUAGAGGAGGCUUUGGAAGACAGACUCAGGCCGGUGAUAGGAGAGGAGUCCACUAGUGAAAAACCUGCAGCUCUAGCCCCUCAAAAAGUCUAUCAAAGGAAACACCAGGUCAGCAAAUAGCCCAUUUAUAAAGUUUAAAUUACUUUCUUUGCUGAGCAGAAACUCUUUUGAUGUAUUUUUCUCUCUGAAAUGUUAUU